GAAGGAAGCCCCAGUGUGCCUGUGCCCCCUCCUCGUCUUUCGUCUCUUCUCUCCUUCCUUCCUCCCCUUCUCUUCCUCUCCUCCCACCGAGUCGCCGCCCUCUCGCUUUCAACCCCCACACGGAAGCAAGAAUUGUUCAUCAAAACCCGAUCUUUGGCGUGGCCCCGUGGAUUUCUUGCGAUCUGUUUGGUGCUAUGGAUUUCUGAUCCGGGGUUUCUUGGAUCUUGGGGAGUAGGAGGUGGGGGGCGGCGAUCUGGCCGGGAGAUGGCCGGCGGGAAGGAGCCGAUCGAGGUCAAGUUCCGGCUUUUUGAUGGUACGGACAUCGGCCCGAGCAAGUACGACCCCUCCACCACCGUCUCCGCGCUCAAGGAGUUCAUCCUCGCUCGGUGGCCGCAAGAUAAGGAAAUAACUCCAAAAACUGUCAAUGACCUGAAGCUCAUUAAUGCCGGACGGAUAUUGGAGAAUAACCGGACACUUGCUGAGUCCCGUGUUCCAGUAGGAGAGGUUCCAGGAGGUGUAAUUACAAUGCAUGUGGUAGUACGCCCUCCACAACCCGACAAAAACAGUGAGAAGCAGCUUGCGAAUUCCCCCAAGCAGAACAGAUGUGGGUGUACCAUACUGUGAUACGCCGCCUGCCUGAUGAUGAUGUACAAUGUCUCGCUCUAGGAUUUUGUAUCUGCUUUCCUGUGUUCGCAGCUCUUGUGAAUUCAUUUUGACAUCCAAUUUUAGAGCCAUUCAAAUCCUAGAAAUAUACAUACUUUAACACCCGUCAAAUAUGCUUGGGAGCUGGAACUGAAGGUUUCUGGAGGAUGCGUCAUGGUGAUCUUAAUGUUGUAACGAGUGUGCAGAAGACAGGGAUUGGAUGCUUUCUGUUGUAUAAAUUGUAAUGUGAAAACGAAAAAAAUUCUCUCCUUUUUCUUUUUUCUCUUGCCACAUUGACAUUUUAUCGAUUCUUUUUAGCACUGGUGUUUGUCAUGUAAAACCAGAAUAUUGUACUCAUAUAUGUAAGCUGAAAAAAGGGGUGUUUUAUUCUGUUACGUGGACGGAAAAAGGAAAGAAAAAAAA
Oryza sativa Japonica Group (Japanese rice) is the source of this 1065-nucleotide messenger RNA. The record is from RefSeq and is a predicted model, not a curated record. Lineage: Eukaryota; Viridiplantae; Streptophyta; Magnoliopsida; Poales; Poaceae.